AUGUUUUCAGACAAUCCCAAAGAAUGGCUAGAAGAGAGCAUUCAAGAAGGACAUAUCCAACAUUAUCAAGACGCAGAUUUGUUGGAUCGCACUGUAAUUGCUACCAGAGGAUUUGUCGUCGUGUACAGAGCAUUGGUGAGGCAUUCUGGAAUUCCUGUUGCAAUAAAAUCGCUCGACACAAGACAGGAAGAAGCAUAUUAUGAGCGACUUGUUAAAGAGUACUCCAAUAGUAUUCUCAUUUGCAAAGGCGUUGCUAAAAUCUCUGAUUUCGGACUAUCAGAUACAAUGACAAAUUGUUUGUCCAAAAAUGAAAGAACAUUAGCGUAUGUGGACCCGUCAUUGUUUGCUGAAGGUUUUCAUGAACACGGAGAAAAGUCUGAUAUUUUUAGUCUGGGAGUAAUUCUGUGGGAAAUUUCCAGCGGAAAACACCCGUGCCAGGCUUUAGCAACGAGAGAGGACAUUAAACGAUUUCGAUUAGAUGGUUUACGUGAUGAGCCAGUUUUCGGAACACCCGUUGAUUAUUCCAAGUUAUAUUCGGAAUGUUGGGCUGAGGAUCCCGACGAGAGACCACCUUGUAAAGAAGCGAAUUUUUCCAUGAGAAUUCUCCAGGCGAACUUAACAGAGCAUUGGAAAUUGAAAUCUAUCGAAUGUUGA
Paraglomus occultum is the source of this 654-nucleotide messenger RNA. NCBI's taxonomy places the organism in Eukaryota, Fungi, Glomeromycota, Glomeromycetes, Paraglomerales, Paraglomeraceae. The record is from the annotation of a GenBank genome assembly.